CAUGCUUUGGACAAAGAUAUAUAAGAACUGCAUUCUCUCUGCACAUGGAAAUCACAAUCGCUUCUUCCAGUGUACUCAAGAGCUUCAAGUGCUCCACGGGGAGGUGGUGAACAUUUCCACAGGAUGAGGACUCCAGCUGUGGCCUUUGCCUUGUUGAUUGUUCUAGGACAGACAACUUGCUCUUUUGGUACGAAUAUUGCUCGAGGUGGACAAGUGACUCAGUCCUCACUGUAUGGGAAUGCUGUCCCUGAAAGGGCCAUUGAUGGAAAUCAUGCCAGCAUAUGGUCAGCAGGAUCCUGUACCCACACCCAAAAUGAUCACAAACCAUGGUGGAGACUGGACCUUCUUAAGAUGUAUAAGAUCAACACUGUCACCAUCACCAACAGAAAAGACUGUUGCCACCAAAGGCUUAAUGGAGCUGAGAUCCGCAUUGGAAAUUCUCUCAAUGACAAUGGCAAUGCUAAUCCCAGAUGUGCUGUGAUUUCCUCAAUCGGAGCUGGGACCUCCGAAACCUUUGUGUGUAAUGGAAUGGAAGGCCGUUAUAUAAACAUUGUGAUUCCUGGAAGAAAAGAAUACCUCACACUGUGUGAGGUGGAAGUUACUGGUCAGCCUUCAGGUACUAAUAUUGCCAAUAUUGCUCGAGGUGGACAAGUGACUCAGUCCUCACUGUAUGGGAAUGCUGUCCCCGAAAGGGCCAUUGAUGGAAAUCAUGCCAGCAUGUGGUCAGCGGGAUCCUGUACCCACACCCAAAAUGAUCACAAACCAUGGUGGAGACUGGACCUUCUUGAGAUAUAUAAGAUCAACACUGUCACCAUCACCAACAGAAAAGACUGUUGCCACCAAAGGCUUGAUGGAGCUGAGAUCCGCAUUGGAAAUUCUCUCAAUGACAAUGGCAAUGCUAAUCCAAGAUGUGCUGUGAUUUCCUCAAUCGGAGCUGGGACCUCUGAAACCUUUGUGUGUAAUGGAAUGGAAGGCCGUUAUAUAAACAUUGUGAUUCCUGGAAGAAAAGAAUACCUGACAUUGUGUGAGGUGGAAGUUACUGGUCAGCCUUCAGGUACUAAAAUUGCCAAUAUUGCUCGAGGUGGACAAGUGACUCAGUCCUCACUGUAUGGGAAUGCUGUCCCUGAAAGGGCCAUUGAUGGAAAUCAUGCCAGCAUGUGGUCAGCGGGAUCCUGUACCCACACCCAAAAUGAUCACAAACCAUGGUGGAGACUGGACCUUCUUGAGAUAUAUAAGAUCAACACUGUCACCAUCACCAACAGAAAAGACUGUUGCCACCAAAGGCUUGAUGGAGCUGAGAUCCGCAUUGGAAAUUCUCUCAAUGACAAUGGCAAUGCUAAUCCCAGAUGUGCUGUGAUUUCCUCAAUCGGAGCUGGGACCUCCGAAACCUUUGUGUGUAAUGGAAUGGAAGGCCGUUAUAUAAACAUUGUGAUUCCUGGAAGAAAAGAAUACCUGACACUGUGUGAGGUGGAAGUUACUGGUCAGCCUUCAGGUACUAAAAUUGCCAAUAUUGCUCGAGGUGGACAAGUGACUCAGUCCUCACUGUAUGGGAAUGCUGUCCCUGAAAGGGCCAUUGAUGGAAAUCAUGCCAGCAUGUGGUCAGCGGGAUCCUGUACCCACACCCAAAAUGAUCACAAACCAUGGUGGAGACUGGACCUUCUUGAGAUAUAUAAGAUCAACACUGUCACCAUCACCAACAGAAAAGACUGUUGCCACCAAAGGCUUGAUGGAGCUGAGAUCCGCAUUGGAAAUUCUCUCAAUGACAAUGGCAAUGCUAAUCCCAGAUGUGCUGUGAUUUCCUCAAUCGGAGCUGGGACCUCCGAAACCUUUGUGUGUAAUGGAAUGGAAGGCCGUUAUAUAAACAUUGUGAUUCCUGGAAGAAAAGAAUACCUCACACUGUGUGAGGUGGAAGUUACUGGUCAGCCUUCAGGUACUAAUAUUGCCAAUAUUGCUCGAGGUGGACAAGUGACUCAGUCCUCACUGUAUGGGAAUGCUGUCCCCGAAAGGGCCAUUGAUGGAAAUCAUGCCAGCAUGUGGUCAGCGGGAUCCUGUACCCACACCCAAAAUGAUCACAAACCAUGGUGGAGACUGGACCUUCUUGAGAUAUAUAAGAUAAACACUGUCACCAUCACCAACAGAAAAGACUGUUGCCACCAAAGGCUUGAUGGAGCUGAGAUCCGCAUUGGAAAUUUUCUCAAUGACAAUGGCAAUGCUAAUCCAAGAUGUGCUGUGAUUUCCUCAAUCGCAGCUGGGACCUCCGAAACCUUUGUGUGUAAUGGAAUGGAAGGCCGUUAUAUAAACAUUGUGAUUCCUGGAAGAAAAGAAUACCUGACACUGUGUGAGGUGGAAGUUACUGGUCAGCCUUCAGGUACUAAAAUUGCCAAUAUUGCUCGAGGUGGACAAGUGACUCAGUCCUCACUGUAUGGGAAUGCUGUCCCUGAAAGGGCCAUUGAUGGAAAUCAUGCCAGCAUGUGGUCAGCGGGAUCCUGUACCCACACCCAAAAUGAUCACAAACCAUGGUGGAGACUGGACCUUCUUAAGAUGUAUAAGAUCAACACUGUCACCAUCACCAACAGAAAAGACUGUUGCCACCAAAGGCUUGAUGGAGCUGAGAUCCACAUUGGAAAUUCUCUCAAUGACAAUGGCAAUGCUAAUCCCAGAUGUGCUGUGAUUUCCUCAAUCGGAGCUGGGACCUCCGAAACCUUUGUGUGUAAUGGAAUGGAAGGCCGUUAUAUAAACAUUGUGAUUCCUGGAAGAAAAGAAUACCUCACACUGUGUGAGGUAGAGGUGUCUGGAACAGAAUCAGAUGAUCUCCCUGAAUAUAGCUGCAAUUGAGUCUGAAACAAUUCCCUACACCUGUACUACUGGUGUACUACUAAUUUUAAAGCUAAUUCAGACAUUUUUUUCUGCUUCAUUUCCUGAUUAAAAUAUUUUUACUCAUAGUUAAUGAUUGAUAUCAAAGUUCAAUUGUUGCCAUUCUCUUUUGCUGGCAUACAGUACCUGGAACUAUUCAACAGUGUUUUUAUCGCUUUUGAACAGUUGCCUGAGGUCUCUUUAUAUGAUAUUAACACCUACUUGCCAAGUUGCUUUUUUCUAUUGCACAAUAAGAAUCAGUAAACUCAUCAGAUGAAAUCAUUUUUUAAAUUACACAUCCAAUAAACCUAUGAUAUAUUUUGAUUUAUAUAAUUCAGAUUUAGAAUAAAUCUCUAAAUAUGUAUUCAGAUUUCAAGCCAAUAUAUGUUUAAUAUUUCAAUACUAAUUGUUGAAAGUGGAAAGAUUUUAGCUGGACCCUCCAAAUAAGUAUAUAGUAACACUUCAGGAAUAUUAAUUAGUAUAGAAAUAUUGUUUGUAGCUAUGGUAUCACAUGGUAGAUUAGACAGAAUUUCUUCCAUCUCAACAUUGUGGUCAUUAGGGUACUGGGAUAGGUGCAGAAGGACAUCACUUUGUUGGACACCUGCUCAAAGCUUCAGCUCUUGCUGUCACUUGUUUGUACUAUAGUUUUCCUCUCAUAAUUUGAAUGUAUAACUGUCCUUUAAUCUUAGUCCCUUUAAGACUGAUUGAGUUACGUUUCAUGUGCUAUGCUAAAGAACAAGGACACAUACUAGUUGUGUCUCCUCAUAGCCCUACUGUGUUAAAGGUGGUGUGUAGGUGGUGGGCAGACUUGUACUGUUUUCAUUAGAUGUGUCAUCGUACUUGGUCAGUGUAACCUUCCAUCACUUGUCUCUUUUUUGAUCAACUGAGUGAGGGGAUGCGGUACCAAGGGAAAUCUCCCAUCAAACCAUUAGUAUUUUGUGCUUCACCUAGCAUUUAAUUACUGUUUGGAAGACUGGACACAAACAAAGUGCAUGUUCAUUCUGUGUCUAUGUCUCAAUGGCUCUCCAUGUUGGUACAUGGUUUUCUUGGAUGUUUGAAUUCAUACAAUUUUAUUCAUUUUUUGAUGUGGAUGACAUGUAUGUUUGAAUAUUCAACAAUAAAUAAAGCCUGCUUACGCUUGUC
Messenger RNA from Lates calcarifer (barramundi perch), 3996 nucleotides. RefSeq lists its product as uncharacterized. Bases 124 to 2835 code for a protein of 903 amino acids. The record is from RefSeq and is a predicted model, not a curated record. Lineage: Eukaryota; Metazoa; Chordata; Actinopteri; Centropomidae. The transcript has 14 exons.